Achroia grisella is the source of this 5494-nucleotide messenger RNA. RefSeq names its product protein ECT2 (gene pbl). Lineage: Eukaryota; Metazoa; Arthropoda; Insecta; Lepidoptera; Pyralidae. Gene Ontology annotation, biological process: activation of GTPase activity; regulation of cytokinesis, actomyosin contractile ring assembly; intracellular signal transduction. The transcript is spliced from 20 exons. Gene Ontology annotation, cellular component: nucleus; cell cortex. Gene Ontology annotation, molecular function: GTPase activator activity; guanyl-nucleotide exchange factor activity. The record is from RefSeq and is a predicted model, not a curated record. The coding region runs from base 214 to 4554 and encodes 1446 amino acids.
CUGUGGCAGUCUGUGGUCGAUUUGCUUGAAUUUCUUUUUUGUAAUUUUAGUACCAAUUAAUUUUCAGAAAUGUGUUUGAAAUGGAUAAAGCUUACAAUAUUCGAAAAAGACUAAUACAUAAAUAAAGUGAUGAAAAAGUAGACGUGUUGAAAGUUUUAGUGUAGUUUGUGACCGAGAUUUUAUGAUUGAUGUAACGAACCAGUGUACGGCAAGAUGGACGAAUUGUCUAAGGGCAUAACACAAACAGGAAAUACCGCCGCUAUUGAAAAAAAUAAUGAUAAUGCUGGUACAUCGACUCCGGUAGUAUAUUUAAAUGAUUCGUGUAUGGAAUGGGAGAGGGUACGAGCGGCGAGCGAACGGCUGGGCCCGGUGGCGGCGGCGCCGAGCCCGGACACGCUGCCGCCGUCACAACCACCACCGGCGCCGACGUCCUAUCUCAUUACUUCAAUGUUUGAUGGCGAAUUGUUCGACGCUGCACACAGAGCAAAAUACAGGGUGUUGGGUCCAACAGCCGUACUGCAAAUGGCAGAGCGCGACGAGCCACAACCAACGAACACUCGUCCACUCUAUUCAAUGGCAAUGCGCGGCGCUGUAAUCUGCUUCUCUGGAUUCCGAAAAAAAGAUGAACUUACGUACCUGAUAACACUAAUACACUAUAUGGGAGGCUCGAUACGCAAAGAUACGUGCGUUAAAAUGACGCACCUAAUAGCGACGGCAGCCACCGGUCGUAAGUACCGCUACGCAUCGGGCUUUGGGUUGCCCAUACUGGCGAGAUCAUGGGUGGAAGCCUGCUGGGAUCGCCGCGAUGACCCCACCUUCUCCGCCACUGAUGAUGCUAUAAUUAAAGAGCACAAACUCAAAUUGUUCGCGGGCGCCCGCAUAUGUUUUGUGGGUUUCCCCGAGGAUGAGACGGAACAUAUGGCUGAGGUGCUCGCCAACAACGGCGGUUCCACCUGCACUAUUGACGACCCUGAGUGCACGCACGUCGUAAUGGCCAAUGGGGAGACUUACGGUCGUUCGCUUAUCCUAUCACCUCACCCCAGUACCCCCUCCUCGGCGAAACCAUCCCGUGCCACUUCCAGUCGCUCGCAAUCUACACCCAAAAGUUCUUUGUACCGUAGACUAUCAGCCAGGCUCUCAGGCCGCCGCGGUAGCCCCAAACAAACGGAUGAUUCUAAAGAACUUUCUGGAAGUCAGAGCGAGGCUCGUGUUCAACUUGCAAGGAACAGUAUUAGAAUACAACAAGCAAUAUCCAAAGAUCAAACUGAUAUCAGUAUUCCUAGUUUUGUAGGGAAAGCAUUUACAGACGACAUAUCGCCAUGUAAUGACAAUAAUAAAAGUAUAUUGAAUUCAGAUCCUGUAGAUAUUCGGAAAUAUGGGACCUAUGACAAAGAAAACAUGUUUGUAUCUAGCCUACUACGUAGCCAUGCAGGAUUCAAUUCAAAAGAUAAAAGAGAAGUUUUUAGAAAUAAGUCUAUGAAUGUUUUUAAUUUAGUUGACUGUUUAACGGAGACUAGUUCUCUACAUUCAUCAUUCACAAAAAGUUUAUGUGAUUUAGAUUCCAAAGAUGAAGCCGCUUUUUUACUACCAAGUUCGACUGGUGGUAAGGAAUUGCAACACUCAAAUACUACCAUUUCUUCUGGCAAAAAGAGAAGUCGCAAUUCUACAGAUUCAAAUUUUCAAAUUAGCAACAUAGAUGCCAACGUUUCUCCCGAUAAAAGUGAGGAUAACAAUUGGAAAUCGAUAAAGAGAUUAAAAAUCAAGGAUUCAUUUAAAUUUAAAAACAGACCAACAAUAUUUAAGAGAACAAAAAAAGAUUCAGUUUCAAAAAUUACAGGAGACAUUACAGUGGAACCUGUAAGCCCGGACAGCGUAAAACCUACCGAUCCCGCGGGAGAAUACGUUGCCUCCACAUCAUCCCCUAUCAGGGAAGACGAUAACACAUCCAUUUGCUCGAUAAAUACAAGCAAACAGUCCGGUUUCUUUGACAUUUCAUUCGCAUCCAUACGCAGUUCUAAAAAAGUAAUGUCGGCUUCGAAACUUCGCAGAAGCGUCAAAUCGUUUACGGCCUCAUUUCGCAGCGAACGCAAAAAGAAAUACGAGAAGAGAGCUGAACGCAACACGGUGGAAGUCGAUGCAUGUCACCUUCCUGCUGACUUGAGGAAUGUUUCCACGCCGAAGAGAGAUCUCGACGAAAUGAACUUUGAUAUUUCUCCUGUGCAAGUAGAUACCGUGGACAGUACGGAACCGAGAACACCGACAACACCAACAACAGAGUUUUCCGUAGAUGAAUUGGACGACUCGAUAUUAUUUAAAACACCACAGAGCGUCUGGCUCCGCGGCGGCCCCCUCCCUGGGGCGACUGGUCCCCGCGCGCGACACGCCGCGUUCUGCCUCGCCCCCUCCCUCAGCCCCGGCCCCGCCCCCUCCCUCAUCCCCGGCCCCGCCCCCGCCCCGCCGCCCCCCUCCCCCGCCGGCGCGCGCCCCCUGCCGCCGCCCGCCGCCGCGCCCCCGCCCCGCGACGCCCGCGCCAUAUCGCAAUGCCAUGGAAUAUCGCUGCCGGUGGUGGACGAGCACAACACCAUCGUGUUGCCGGAGUGCGCGGAGCAAGUGCACAUCGUCAAGGCGGAGUGGUUUUGGGCCUCCGUUCAAAACGAGGAGGCGCAGGACGAAAAGGACUACCUAUUCAAAGAUUACCUGGAGGAGGUGUCGCGACGGUCGUCCGUGGGCGGCGCGGCGGCGGGCGCGGGCGCGGGCGGCGAGGAGGUGGCGGGCGGCGCGGGCGGCGCGGCGGGCGCGGGGGGCGCGGCCGGCACGCCGUCGCAGCUGCAGCGACUCCGCAAGCGCAAGCUGCGCGGCGGCGACGCGGCGCUGCACAAGCGGCGCUCCUCCGUCGGAGACACCGUGCUGCUCAACCUCUCAGAAAACCUACUCGACAUCAGCACUCCCUCGCCAGUCGGGAAACAACUACUCGAAGAGUCAGAAGUACCCGACAAUGUAGUGCGUAAGUUGAUGUCUCCCCGCCAACAAGUAUUUAUGGAGUUACUACAAACGGAAUCGAAUUAUGUAGGAAUACUCCACACUAUAGUCACGAUGUUCAAACAACCGUUAGAAGAAAUGGUGGAGGAAGACAACAGUAAUGGGAAAUAUCAAGCAUUGCUCAACAAUACAGAAUUAAGAAAUAUAUUUGGAAAUUUACCGCCUAUAUAUGAAUUGCAUCAGCGCAUGUUGGAGGAACUAAGAUACACGCAGGCACACUGGAGCGAGGAAGCAAACAUCGGCCGCAUCGUGCUUAAAUAUACAACCGAUAUGCUCAAAGCUUAUCCGCCCUUCAUUAACUUUUUUGAAAACACCAAGGAGAUGCUACAACAAUGCGAUCGUGAGAACCCAAGAUUUCAUGCAUUCCUGAAGAUCUGUCAGACUAAACCAGAGUGCGGAAGGCAAAGCCUACAGGAGCUCUUAAUAAGGCCAGUGCAACGGUUACCAAGUAUAAGUUUAUUACUGGAUGAUAUACUUAAACAUACGCACAAAAAUAACCCGGAUCACUCAGCAUUAGUGUCAGCUCUGGCAGGCCUCCGUGAAGUUAUGUCGCAUAUCAACGAAGAUAAACGAAAAACCGAAGGACAACUACAAAUGUUCGACAUUUAUCAUGAUAUAGAACAAUGUCCGCCCCAUCUAGUAUCUUCUCAUCGCUCAUUUGUCGCGCGCUGUGAAGUUGUGGAAUUAUCUAAAGAAUUAUCCGGCAGAGGGGAUCAUCUUGUAUUGUUUCUCUUCACGGACACAAUGGAAGUGUGCAAAAAACGAUCCAAAGCAUUCAAUAGUAAGAGUCCUACUAAUGGAACAAGUACGAUGCGGUCGAGUAAACCGUACCGGCACAUAUCACUGAUGCCAUUGAGUACUGUCAAGCGCGUGGUCGAUAUAAGAGAAGCAGAAGAUUGUCACAAUGUGUUCGCGCUAAUGUGCCGCAGUAACCAAGAAUUAAAGGAGAAGUUGUAUUCGUUCAUGAUCACUGAUGAGACGGUCGAUAAGUCACAUUUUCUCCGUCAGCUCUGUCGACAGAUGGCUAACACUGUCUGCAAAGCCGAUGCGGACAAAUUCCUAGCGUGCCUAGAGUCGCAUCAACUAGAUAUCGACACCAGUGACCUCGCACUUAGUACGUUGUCUAAAGUUUCCAAAUUCGCCGCGCGUACAAGAAUUAAGUUGGAGGCGCUGGCGGGCCUGGGCGGCUGGCUGCGCCCCGAGCCGGCCACCGGGCUGCUCGAAACAUGGGUAUUGCGCGCUCACUUACUCGCACAGGUGGGGCGGGCACUCUCCUUUAACAAGACCCCGUCGAAACUCAAGCGCGCCAUGUCCUCGAUGAUCUCGCCCUUCGGUUCUCAAGCGAACCUGACGCCCGCUUCGCAACUCGCUCAGAUGAAGCUCGCCAGUUGCAAUAAUAUCAACGAAAUGGGCACCAGCGGCGGUGGAGAGGGCGCGGAGGUGCUGGUGGCGCCGCUGUCGGUGCAGCCCACGCGCAAGGCUGCGGGCGCGGCGGCCGCACUGCGGCGUUUCUGACGGCGCCGCUCGCGCCGCGCUUGAUGCCGCCCGCAGUAACGUCCGCAACCGAACGCCGCAUUUCGGAACGGGCGACACACCAUCGCAAGAAAAAGUCAAGAAAGAAUAUUAUAUGCAACAAAAUUGAAGCCAUUCUUCUAUAAAUGUGUUUGUUAUGUGAAAGUAAUACGUUAAAUGGUGUAAAGAAACUGUCGUAGAGACAAAGGAAUAUUAAGUUAUAGUACAUCUUAGUAAGAUGAUGAAUAAAAAACAUUCUCAGUAAUUUAGGGUAAUUUUGAAAUCAAUUUUCACGCAACUCAUUUUAAGAAAUUGACGAAUUUGAGUAUUUGACAAAUGUUGAUAAUCGUUUGCCAAAUGGACAUAGUUCCUGGUGUAAUUGUGUGCGUGAAUGAGUGUUUGUUUUAGGACAUGGCUUUCCUUCACAUUAAUUGCACCUAAUGUUUCUUUUUAACUUUUUUUUGCUUUGGCCAACACUCUUCAGCCAAAGUAACUUUCCCACGAAUUUUUCUCCUCGAAUAUGUCGCGGUAUGUGGUAUUGAGUGAAACAAUUAACUAAUUUCACUUGACUGAUACACUCGGAACUUUAUUAUUACGCAUCCCGUCUCGGUGGGUUAUGGUAUACAUAACCAAUCAUAUUUAGUAACGUUCAGUGAACCAGUGUUAAUUAAACGUUCUGCUUAGGGAACAGGGAUGUGGCAAUUAAAUGUAAUUUAUUUGUUUAUAAAAUGAAUAUAAUGGACGAGGCGAUAUGUAUUGUAUGCGUGCUAGGAGUGCCUUUGUGUGAGCCAGAUUGAAAUUAAACCGCAGGAAUAUAGUAAAUUAUUUGAUAGUAUUAUUAUGAAUAAUUAAACGGCCUAUAAUAUCGAAUAUUAUUUUACGUUUAUAUAAAUAAAAGAUUAUACAAUCGAAUAUAAAAUGUUGUCUAUAUUUUAUAAAAAUA